CCGCGGACUUCGGACUCGCGCCGGCUGGGAGGUCAGGGCUCAGCUGAAGCCCGCAGCGUGCAGCGGCGCAAAGGGAGGCAUGUCGGCGCUGCUGGGACUCAGGCCCGAGGUGCAGGACACCUGCAUCUCGCUGGGGCUGAUGCUGUUGGUCGUGCUGUUCGUGGGGCUGGCCCGCGUGAUCGCCCGGCAGCAGCGGCACAGGCCCCUGGUCCACGCCUUCGUCCUGGAGUUUUUAGCCACCUUCCAGCUCUGCUGCUGCACCCAUGAGCUGCAACUGCUGAGCGAGCAGGACCCGGCGCACCCCACCUGGACGCUGACACUGAUCUACUUCUUCUCCUUGGUGCAUGGCCUGACCCUGGUGGGCACCGCCAGCAACCCGUGCGGCGUGAUGAUGCAGAUGAUGCUGGGGGGUAUGUCCCCCGAGAUGGGUGCCUUGAGGUUGUUGGCUCAGCUGAUGAGCGCCCUGUGCAGCAGGUACUGCAUCGGCGCCCUGUGGAGCCUGGGUCUGACCAAGUACCACUUCAACGAGAGGAGCUUAGCUUGCAAGAAUCCCAUCCACACCGACUUGCCCAAAGCGAUCAUCACAGAAGCCAUCUGCUCCUUUAUUUUCCACAGCGCCCUGCUGCAUUUCCAAGAGGUCCGAACCAAGCUUCGCAUCCACCUGCUGGCUGCGCUCAUCACCUUUUUGGCCUAUGCAGGGGGAAGUCUAACAGGAGCUCUGUUUAAUCCAGCUUUGGCACUUUCACUGCAUUUCAUGUGCUUUGAUGAUGCUUUCCAUCAGUUUUUUACAGUAUAUUGGCUGGCUCCAUCCUUAGGUAUAUUGUUGAUGAUUUUGAUGUUCACUUUUUUCCUUCCAUGGCUGCAUAACAACCAAACAAGUAAUAAAAAGGAGUAACUAUUCCAUGGACUCAAACUGAGUUACAGAUAGCCAAGCUGGAUGUGAUAAGGUUUUAUCACCCCAUUCAAAACACUGGCCACACUGGACUCAUCAGUGUUUGAACUUCUUUGAGGAAGCUAAGGUUUUAACCACUGGGACUUAAAAUUACUGUGAAAAUGAGGUAGCCUGUGUCUCUGUUAAUGCUUGUUCUAUGAGUAAUGUAUUAAGUGCUGCUAGAAAAGACUGAUUCAUUAAACCUCUGUAACUCUCAAAUGAUCAUAAAUGUUGAUGAUAAACAAGUGAAUACAAGGUUAAGUGGGAAAAGGAAAGUGAUGGUUGGACCAGAGAAAUUCGUAUCAGGAGUCCCUCUGAAUGAACAAGUUUAACACAGUUCAGCCCAUCUUGCUAAAGAAGGCAUUUUUCUACCACGUCCUCACACAGUGGCACUGUCAAUUGGAAAGUACCUUAUAUAGCCACUUAUCUGCAACAGGUUUCACAUUUAUUUACUUUGACACAGAAUCUCACAA
Nannospalax galili (Upper Galilee mountains blind mole rat) is the source of this 1404-nucleotide messenger RNA. RefSeq names its product aquaporin 11 (gene Aqp11). Gene Ontology annotation, cellular component: membrane; cytoplasm. The record is from RefSeq and is a predicted model, not a curated record. The transcript has 3 exons. Gene Ontology annotation, biological process: transmembrane transport. Bases 80 to 895 code for a protein of 271 amino acids. Gene Ontology annotation, molecular function: channel activity. NCBI's taxonomy places the organism in Eukaryota, Metazoa, Chordata, Mammalia, Rodentia, Spalacidae.